This is a messenger RNA of Aegilops tauschii subsp. strangulata, 1503 nucleotides long. The record is from RefSeq and is a predicted model, not a curated record. NCBI's taxonomy places the organism in Eukaryota, Viridiplantae, Streptophyta, Magnoliopsida, Poales, Poaceae.
AUGCCCACCUUCGACGGGCGCGGGCUCGUGCCGCCAGUGCCCUCCGAGGCCUCGGUGGUGAUGGCUCCGGUGAUGGUGUCUUCUGAUGACUCCGACGAGGAGGAGGGGCUGGACUCAGAGGCGACCCGGGAGGGGGCUGGGCAGACUUCCCCCCGCGCAAGGCCGAUCUCCUAUGCGCCUUGCCUGACGACGACGACGCUGGAGACCACCCGGCCGACGCUGUCGGCGAAGAAGAAGAGGGAGGGGGCGGCCGCGCCCUCGGGAACCCAGCAGCCUGGCAUGGCCGCACCCCCUCCGGCACAGAAGAGCGACAACAGCCCUCGCGCCUCUCCGGCCCGGUCAUUCUCGCGGGGCCUGGAGGAGCGUCCUCAGGAGGGGGCGACCUCCACAGCUGCGCCGGCUUCGGAGGCGCCCGCUCUCAGCUCGCCGGCAGAGGCCCCUCAAGCUCUGGAGCUUCCGGCUUCUUCUUCUACCGCCAUCGACUCGCAGAUCUUGGCGACGAUGCUGCCUCCUUCCUUCAUCACACCGCCAGCUCGUGACCCUUCUACUUCGCCCGAUGCUCUAGAGAAGGCUCUUUCUGCGCUGACCCGGCUACGGGAUGAUCUUCAAGGCGCUGACCGUCGCCUGGUGGCGGGGCGCCUGGAGCUGAUCUCGGGUUGGAUACACUCCGACGCGUCUGUCAGGGCGGCGUUGGGCCAGGCCGUGGCAGCUUCCGAGGAGGACAAGCGGGCCGCCGACCAAGCCGCGGCUGCCCACAAGGUGGCGCUGAAGGAUGCCGAGGCCGCCAAGGAGCGUUGUCGGUCGAUGGAGGCCGAGCUGGAGACCAUGCACAAUGAGCGCCCGACCGAGGCUCGCGACCGCAAAGUGGAGGAGGAGAAGAUGAAGGCCCGGGAAGACGCAGUCAAUGGUCGUGACACCAAGCUGGAGCAGUCGACGAGGGCGCAGGCCGCAGAAUGUAGCUGCCUGGAGAAGCUGGAGAAGAAGGUGGAGGCGAAGAGGGCCCAACUGGAAGCCAAGGCGAGGGUUCUUGCCGAGGAUCGUGCGGCCUUCAAGUCUCUUGAGGAGAGGGCCCGUGUAGCACUGUGGGGGCUCUAUGAGAAGGGCUUGAAGAAGCUGCUAGCGACCAAUGACGAAGGCCCCGCCCAGCUGCUCCCUCAUCUCAUCGCGGCACUCAAGGAUGUCGUCGACAGGAUCGGCCUCAUGGUGGAGGGGGAAGCCCGUGCGCUCUCCUCAUCUGCCCUGACGCACGUCUUCAGCCACCUCCAUCUUCAUAACCCUAAUGCUGACCUUGGCGAGCUGCUCGAGCCCGUGGAAGAAGGGUGCUGCACAGCCGCUGCCGAAGCCGUGAAGGGCCAGGUGGAGGCCCUGUUGAAGAAGUUCCUCGCCAUCGAACCUACGCCCCCGGCUGUCGGUGCCGCCGACCCCGCGACCAAGGCCAGUGACACGUCUGACGGCGAUGCUGCUGAGGGGAAGGCGCUCCCUGAUGACGGCGCCCAAGGCUGA